This is a messenger RNA of Daldinia caldariorum, 1824 nucleotides long. RefSeq lists its product as uncharacterized. Gene Ontology annotation, biological process: regulation of transcription by RNA polymerase II. Gene Ontology annotation, molecular function: DNA-binding transcription activator activity, RNA polymerase II-specific; zinc ion binding. The record is from RefSeq and is a predicted model, not a curated record. The transcript has a single exon. The coding region runs from base 531 to 1715 and encodes 394 amino acids. NCBI's taxonomy places the organism in Eukaryota, Fungi, Ascomycota, Sordariomycetes, Xylariales, Hypoxylaceae.
UAAAAUAUAGGUAGCUUACCACUGUAAUUACAGGGGAGCUAGUUGUUAUUAGUAAGUCCAAUAUUGUACAACCUUUUUUAAUUUACACAUGGCUUACCUUUUAAUCCUUACAUGCUUAUAAGAAACCCUUCCGAAAUUCUCUUUCUUAGUGCAUAUUAAAUUAUUUUAAACACAAACAUUCAUUAAAACAGUGUUAAAUACCCCUGUAAUCUAAAUAUACCCCACUAUUUUCAAGGGUAGCCCUAUCAAUUUUACGUCAUUUUCCGAGUCCUCGCUAUGCUCAACCGUAUCCUAACCUAACGUUAAGGUAAGGUAGUAUCCGAGCUGCCGAGCUGUCAGAAAAAAGGGGGCGAAGCUUAUAGUGAACCUACGGGAUAUCAGUUGCAUGAUAUCUCUUAGGUAGGUACCUACCUAACAUCAUGGCCAUCUUCCAAUUAGUUGUCUUUCAAUACUUUAAUAAUCGGCAGGAAAUAUUUGAAGAAAAAAGAAGAAAAAAAAUGCGCCAGUGAUAAUAAAUCUUACCCCCGAAAAUGGCGUCAACUUCCCGAAGAUUUCACCACAAGAGCCGGGCCGGAUGUGCCACCUGCAAAGCGAAGAAAGUGAAAUGCGACGAGAAGCAGCCGUGCUCGUACUGCGCCAGGAGACAGCUCCCGUGCAGCUUGGUGCCGGCGUCGCUGCCCGGGAACGCGUGUAGGUCGGGCACGGAUACGGACACGCCGGAAGGCAUAGGGGUGGUGGGGGUGGUGGUCCGGCCGUACGAGGAGCCGUCCUUCUCGUUCACCGACUUCGCCCUGUUCCAGCACUUCGUCAAGGCCGCGUCCAUCGCGCAGGCCGACGACAGGGCGUCCAUCGCCGUCUGGCGGGAGACUAUCCCCGACCUCGCGACGCGGUACCCUUACCUCCUCCACGAGCUCCUCGCCGUCGCGGCGCUGCACGUGCGCUCCGCGAAUCCGGAGCAGGCGAACCUUCUCGAGCGCAUCGCGGCCGAGCACCAGGCCAGGGCGAUCCCCUUGUUCCGCGAGGCACUGGCCAACAGCUCGGCCGAGACGGCGGCCCCGCUGUUCGCCUGCUCCUGCCUGCUGAUACCGUACCACUUCGCCGCCGCCAAGGACGCCGCGUCGCUCCUCUUCAACGAGGACUCCGGGUCAGACCUGGCCGAAUGGCUGGUGCUGAUCCACGGCACCGCGGCGGUCACCAUGGAGCACGCCCCCAGCAUCAUGCGCUCGCCCCUGCGGGCUCUGCUAGGCGACCUAUCCCCUCCCAAGCCCGCGGAAGCCCUAGCCGCCGACGGCCCCACGGACGCGAGGCUCGUGCGUCUCGGGGAGCAACUGCCGGUCGCGGAGGAGCAGCACAGGGCGGAGUACGAGCAGGUGAUGUACAAGCUGCGGGUGAGCUUCUACCUGUCGGACCAUGCGGACACGGCGCUGGACCGCAAGAACGCGGCGCUGCGGUUCCCGCCGUUCGUGAACCGGCGGCGGGUCGGGGAGGACCUCGCGGCGCGGCGGCCGGCGGCGCUGGUCGUCAUGGCGUACUGGUGCGUGCUGCUGCACCGGGCGGAGGAGAGGUGGUGGCUCAGGGGGAGGGCGGAGCCGCUGCUGAUGAAGAUCGGGGAGCUGCUGCCCGCGGAGCAUAGACACUUGUUGGCUUGGCCGAUGGAGGAGGUGGGGAUUUGCUCGAGGGGAAAUACGGAUGGAAAUGGGUUGGGUAUUACUUAGGUAGGCAGGUGAGGCAGGAAGUAUUGGAUUAGGUUUGAAUAAGUAAAUAGGUAAUUGAGGUGCUUUGAAUAUAUAUUGAAAAAUAGAAAAUAGAAAGUUGAGGAUUAUA